This is a messenger RNA of Phaeoacremonium minimum UCRPA7, 1629 nucleotides long. RefSeq names its product putative choline kinase protein. Bases 1 to 1629 code for a protein of 542 amino acids. Gene Ontology annotation, molecular function: ethanolamine kinase activity; choline kinase activity. Gene Ontology annotation, cellular component: cytoplasm. NCBI's taxonomy places the organism in Eukaryota, Fungi, Ascomycota, Sordariomycetes, Togniniales, Togniniaceae. The transcript has 2 exons. The record is from RefSeq and is a predicted model, not a curated record. Gene Ontology annotation, biological process: phosphatidylethanolamine biosynthetic process; phosphatidylcholine biosynthetic process.
AUGCAGUCAUCCGACACGGAGUAUGUCGAUGGGGACGUGGUUGUACCGAGCACAGAUGCUGUUCUUGACAACUCCAAGACUAUGAACUACAGUGGCGGACAGGCGGUUUCAAGCGACGCGGUCUCGAUUUCCAGCCGACGAGAAGACAAGGACAAGCAGGCCUGGGUCGUUUUCAAGAACGAGAUCAUCCGUCUCGCACAUACGCUGAGACUGAAAGGAUGGAGGCGGGUGUCUCUGGACAGUGGUGAACAGAUAUCGGUCGAACGUCUCAGCGGAGCUUUAACCAACGCUGUGUAUGUCGUCUCCCCUCCUGCCGAUGUAGUCAAGCAAAGCACCGCAGAUGGCAAAAAGGCUCCUCCAAAGCUACUGCUCCGAGUAUAUGGUCCUCAAGUGGAGCACCUCAUUGACCGAGAGACUGAGCUUGGUGUCUUACGACGGUUAGCAAGGAAGAAGAUUGGACCCAGACUGCUGGGAACAUUCACGAACGGUCGGUUUGAGCAGUUCUUCAACUCUACGACUUUGACCGCCUCAGACAUCAGGGAGCCAGAGACUUCAAAGCAAAUUGCGAAGCGUAUGCGGGAGUUGCACGAUGGAAUCGAGCUUCUGGAGAACGAGAAAGACGAAGGACCUGCGGUCUGGAAAAACUGGGACAAGUGGCUUAAGAGCGCAGAAGAGAGAAUCACAGCCCUUGACGAACGUAUGAUUUCUGGGAAACUUGGCCCGGUCCGUGGACCUGAUGACGCAUGGAAAACUAGAGGGUUGAUUUGUGGCGUCGAAUGGCAUGUGUUCAAGGGUAUGGUGGAAAAAUAUCGCAAGUUCGUAGAGGAGCAGUACGGCGGCCGGAAAGCAAUACGCGAACGGCUAGUAUUUGCUCAUAAUGAUGCGCAAUACGGCAACAUUCUGCGGCUCCGACCCGACGACGAGAAGUCGCCACUGAUGCAGCCUGCCAACGAGCACAAGCAGCUUGUCGUUAUCGACUUCGAGUACGCAUCCGCUAAUUGCCCGGGCCUAGAGUUUGCGAAUCACUUCACGGAGUGGACGUACAACUAUCAUAAUCCCGUUGCACCAUGGGCAUGCGAUACGACUCGAUAUCCGACUCUUGAGCAACGGCAUCGCUUCAUCAAGGCCUACGUCGACCACCGUCCGCAAUUCCCUCACUCUAAUUCGACUCCCAACCUGACUCCACUUGCGACGCCAACGCUGCACACCGCUGCAUCGUCAAGCUCCAUCGUCGAGUUCAUGCUCGACGCACGCGUACCGCCCGGCGGCUGGAAGGAAGAAGAGAAGCGACAGCAGGACCAGGCCGAGGCACGCGUGAAAGAAUUGCUGGACGAGACCCUGCUGUGGCAAAUCGCCAACAGUGCGCAGUGGGUGGCGUGGGGUAUUGUCCAGGCCAAGAUCCCAGGAUUCGACGGCGCAGACGAGUCUGGAUUCGCCGAGGAGGUGACUGCUGAGGAGCCUGGUGCUGCUGUCAACACGACCGAAGAGGAAGAACCCGAAUUCGACUACCUUGGCUACGCCCAGGAGCGGGCGUUCUUUUUCUGGGGAGACUGUGUUGCAAUGGGCUUGAUCAAGAAGGAGGAGUUGCCUGAAGAGCUACAGAGUCGACUCAAGAUCGUUAACUACUAG